Molecule: messenger RNA, 1564 nt
Organism: Myxocyprinus asiaticus (Chinese sucker)
Lineage: Eukaryota; Metazoa; Chordata; Actinopteri; Cypriniformes; Catostomidae
Product: leucine-rich repeat-containing protein 52
Exons: 4
Coding region: 1-1116 (371 amino acids)
Cellular component (GO): voltage-gated potassium channel complex
Molecular function (GO): transmembrane transporter binding; potassium channel activator activity; voltage-gated potassium channel activity
Source: RefSeq, a predicted model, not a curated record
AUGGCGCCCCAACAGCGGGAUUCUCCUCCGAUUCUUAGAGGCUUUGAGCGAACUGCUAACGGUGGACAACCACAAGAUGGCCAAGGAAGACACCUGCUUCUCUUCCGGCGCUCUCAAUAUCCGGGACAUUGCAGCGUUCGCGCCAUAUGGGGGGUUUUUCUAAAAGUUGGUAGGGACAUCAUAUCAUCCUUACCUAAAUCUACCCCUCUGGCCAAAAGUGUGAAAAUAUUCUUUUUGUUGAUGUUUUUGGUGACAGUGGCGUCCUCGAUCCAUUCGGGCUGUCCAGACAGCUGCGUGUGUGAUGACCAGCAUGUUGUCCAGUGCGCUGAACAAGAUCUCCGCAGAUUUCCAUCAGGACUUCCGCUGACCACGCGCCAACUCAUCCUGUCCAACAACCGCAUCUCUGACUUACCUGCGCUCGAGCUCAAUUACCUGUCCGACCUCAUGUUCCUGGACUGCAGCAAUAACUCACUCACUCACAUAUCGGAAUCCACGUUCGGGAACCUGAGAAAGCUGGCAUACCUGGACCUGUCAUUCAACUCUCUCUGGAAGAUAGAGGAGCAGACGUUCAGCGCACUGGAGAGUCUGGUGAUGUUGAGACUGACGGAUAACCCGACGCUGACAGAGUUUCACCCGCAGGCUUUCUCUCAGUCGAGUGCUCUUCAGGUGCUGGACAUCAGCAGGAAUAAUCUGACCAUACUCAAUGUGAGUUCACUCGUGGCAUUGACGGGGCUCAAGUCUGUCGGUCUGAGCGGGAACCCGUGGCUGUGCGCCUGCGACUCAGAGGAGCUCUGUGUCUGGAUGCAUACUGACAACUUUAAAUUUCAAGAAGAAGGCCAGACAGUAUGUGAGGGUCCUCCUUACCUGCGGGGGCAGCGUCUGUCUGAGUUGGGCCUCUGGCUGAGAAGACAGUGCCAUCCAGGCUUGGGUCAUCAAGAUUACCUGUUCUUUGUGGCCAUUGGUUUUGUCAUCUUUGCCGUGGGAAUCAUACUGGCUUGGACGGCCGGGAUGGUGAUAGUGCUUUGCCAACGCUGUGUGAAAUGGAGGAAGAACAGACCAAACAUUGAUGCGACAGAAGAGGAAAUUAAAAGUGGGAAAAGAGGACACAUGGGUUAAGUAAAUUGUGACAGGAAGUAAGGUGAUACUCAUCUUAAUAGGGUGACAGAAGCACAUGAUAAAAAAAAGAAAGAGUCAUGAUUGAUAUAAGAUGAGAUAACCGCCCUUAACAUUGGGGCAAUGAGAACUGUUCAAAAGAACCAGCUGAUAUGGACAGUAUCUGUUUGAGUCCAUUGAAAAUUACUCUUAAAAUGCACACAGAGGUUUUGAAAUAUGUCUAUAAAUGUAUAUAUCUGUAACUAUCGUUUAGUGAAAGGAGUGUUAAUUACUUGAUACAUUUAUAAUUAUUGAUUAGAUUUUCUUCAAAAUCUGCAGUGAGUAAUCCAAUAGUAUUAAAAAAAGUUAUCAGAUUAGAUUACCUAAAGGUAUAAUCUAAAAGAUUAUGUUACUGAUUGCAAUUUAAAUCAUGUAAUUUGUAAACCAGUACUGUAAUGGGACCAGUAUAUCA